Symbiodinium pilosum is the source of this 2316-nucleotide messenger RNA. NCBI's taxonomy places the organism in Eukaryota, Dinophyceae, Suessiales, Symbiodiniaceae. The record is from the annotation of a GenBank genome assembly.
AUGCAAUGCAAUUUGCGCGUCGCUCAAGCCGAGGUCAAGGGGUUUCGUGGUAUUGUUGCCAUCCACUUGUCGCAUGUUGUGGCACUGGCUUUUACGAUCGGUUUCUCCUUCGUUCUGCUUUUUCUCAUAGAUUGGGAGGCAUUGCUGGCAUGCGACUCUGAGGAGUCAUGCAGGGCAAUAUCCAUCUACUAUGCCAAGCCUUUCCGAGACCUCGGAUUUCGACGCGCAGGAGUCUUGGUAUGCACAGUGCUCUUUGUCGUCUAUGGCGCAAUGAAUGUUGCCACGGUUUACCAAGAUAUUCGUGACGCACAAUCCAUCAGUGCCUACUACAAGGAUCGGCUGGGCAUUGCAUCUGAUGAAAGUCUGGAGACUAUGCUAUGGUCGGAAGUGGUGUCUCGCUUGGUACAGCAGCAGAAGGAGAGCCGAUUCUGCAUUGUCCAAGACGAGCUCACAGUUGUGGAAAUUGCCAAUAUCAUCAUGCGCGAGGACAACUUCAUGAUCGGGCUGUCCAACCACAAUGCGUUCACAGCAGCGUUGCCAUGCUGGAUACCACGUCGCCUUGUCUUCACCAAAGCCGUGUUGUGGAAUCUUCGGCUUGUGAUUUUCCGGUGGCAAGGAGUGCUCGACGAGCGUGGUCGUGUUAGACGUGACUUCUUGAACAGACCUGAGGCACUGGCGCGGAAUCUACGCUUGCUGGGCAUGGCCAACUUUGUGCUCGUCCCACCAGUUCUGAUUUUCGUUGCCUUGUAUUUCUUCAUGAGACAUGCAGAGGAGUUUCGGUCGCAGAGGGCAUCGCCAUUUCAAAGGCAAUGGACAGAUUAUGCCCACUGGACCUUCAGGGAGUACAACGAGCUCCCACAUGAGUUCAAUGCACGAAUGUGUGCUGCACAAGCUGCAGCCGAGGCGUAUGUCCAAUGCACGACGCCUUCUUCUCCAGUUCUCAAAUCGGUGCAGCGCUGCGUGAAGUUCAUUGCAGGUUCGGUGUUGGCUGCUCUUCUGCUGGUGGCUUUAUGGGAUGACAGCCCGCUUCUGUUCGUCAAGGUUCAGGACAAGAAUCUGCUCUGGUAUUUGGCUCUUUUCGGUUUCAUUUUCGCCGUCGCAGAUGGUGCUAGUGACGAAGGCUCAGGCCCCACAAGAGGUUCUGGCACGUCAGUGCAUGCGCCAAGUUUGCCGCUACGGAUGUACAUUGCGCUGAUGAGGUUAGUGUCAUGCACACACUAUCUUCCUAAACACUGGCGCUCUCCAGUGCAGCUAACGUCACUUGCAGGAGCCUGCAGCGGAUUGCAGCGUGCAGGGCUGUGUGACCAUUUCCGUCACGUACGACAGGAGCUGCUUCGCGACUUCUUAAUUCAGCGCAUUCAAGCCCUGGUGGAGGAACUUUUGGGUGUCAUACUGAGCCCCAUACUGCUUAUCUUCUUCUUUCCAGAUUCUGCACGCAGCAUACUGGACAUCCUGGGAUCACUACAGCAUUCAUCGCCAAAUUUGGGUGACUGGUGCAGAUACGGGUGCUUGGAUGUGACAAUACUUGCAGAAAACUCUGGCGGUGCAGCUUCCUCAGCAGAGGGAUGCCGUUCGGUGCAGCUUCGUCACAUGGACAACAACGAGAAGCUUGAGAAGUCUGUCCUAUCCUUCUGCCUAAACCAUCAGCUGAUUUGGCCAAGUGCGAGUGUGUCUGGUAACACUGCAUCUUGGGUACCGAAGAGUCGCGAGCGUUGUAUCCCUGGGAGUCGAAAUGCUGGUGGCCGUGCGAUGACAUCUUUCGCUGCACAUUCCAGGACCCUCGGGCCGAGGGAGAUUCAACUUGAAGAGCUGAACGCACAGGCCACGCAGCUGCCUGAGGAGGACGUACACGGCACUCCUUCCGAGUCCUUGAUGGACGUAGAUGUGAGUCAGGCACCUGUAGACCCCCAGACUGAAAGCUCGACUUCACCUGCAGCACUCGAAGAGGUUUUGACGCAUAUCAUUGGCGUCCCACUGGCGUCUAUCAACUUGUUGCAUGACGUGCAGGAUUUUCAUGAAAAGGAGACCUCAGAGCACCCUCCGAGUGGGGACAGUGUCACGUUGCUGCCCCCAGACUUAGUCAGCCUUCCUCCACUUGCUCCUGGUGUGCCACCAUCCCUUGUUACGUCCACGGGCCGCACUGGUGAUGAGCCAGAGUGGUCAAACACCUCUGGUCCAUGGUUUUAUUGGCUGGAGGCCUUGCGGAGUUUCAGGUCAAGGCAAUGCGAUGAGUCGAGUUCCGCUUGCGGAAUGUUUGACCGGCAGCCAGGGCCACGAACCAGAAGGCCUUCACAAGCUGAUGGCGACGUGCCAUGA